Theobroma umbraticum is the source of this 1939-nucleotide messenger RNA. Its product is annotated as octanoyltransferase LIP2p, chloroplastic-like. Gene Ontology annotation, molecular function: lipoyl(octanoyl) transferase activity. Lineage: Eukaryota; Viridiplantae; Streptophyta; Magnoliopsida; Malvales; Malvaceae. The record is from RefSeq and is a predicted model, not a curated record. Gene Ontology annotation, biological process: protein lipoylation.
CUGUUUUUAUAGACAAACAAAUACAAAUACACUGGUACAAAAAGUUUUCCGUGAUUUUGAUUAAGAUAUGCGGCUCAAAAGUGCUUGAGACUCUAUCAGAGGACAUGCCUCAGAAAAUAAAAGGUCUUUUCAAUCAUCAUCGCCGCAAACUAUUGGAACAUAAUCUGCUUUUGCAAUUCAAACAAGAGUUGUCGAUUUUGAAAUCUAAAUAUUGGGACUUUUCUUUUUUUCAGUUCCCAGAAUUAUCUUGGGAAGCAAAGAAGUAGGCAUCUUGAGAAACAGAGAUUCAUAGAAGGCAAUAGACAAGAGGGGAUCUUUCUCUCUCAGACAAAUGCCUCGAUUUGUCGUCAAGGUGGAUGGAGUAGACGAAGAGAUCAGACUCAUCAUCAUCUUUUCUCAUCACAGAGAAAAGCCCCAUCAAUGGAAUCUCAUUCAGCUGAAUUUACAUGUUAAAUAAUCGCAGCCGAGGCAGCAGCGAAUGACUUCAAGGUGACGGCUUUACUAUCUUCUGCAUCAGUUACCUAUAUAGCUGGUUUGAUUAGGGCUCCUCUGUUAAGAACUGAGUAUUGAAAGUACAAAAUAGACCAGAAGUCAGCAAGUGAAAUGUCUAAAUUAACCUUAAGAUCACCAAACCAAAUUGUCAACGGCCCAGAUGCAUCUGCACAUUCAUUACAUCUUCGGUUUCUUCGCUUCCAGAGCGGAACUAUUAGCAUUUCAGAAAAAAGCCCAAAUUGUUCACUAAUGCUUAGUUACCGAGAUUCAUAAGCUAUGAUUCUUGCACCAAAUCCUUGUUUCAGAACAAUCCCAACAACAUGCACAGCCGUAAAGCAUCGAAAGGAACCUCACCGAUUCAACCCAGUAACUCAAACAAAAACAAAAGCUUGCGAGUGUUAUGAUUUGCACAAGGAGCUAUUUCCAUAUGCAAAGGCAUGGUCUUGGCAAAAACAAAUUGUUAAAGAGAAGAAAGCAUUGCUUCAAAGAAACGAGGAUUGCCCAGAUACAUUAAUCAUUCUUCAGCAUAACCCUGUUUAUACAAUGGGCACCGGUAGCUCGGAAAAGUAUCUGAAUUUUGACAUAGAGGAAGCUCCUUUUGACGUUUAUCGAACUGAACGCGGCGGGGAAGUUACAUACCAUGGCCCUGGACAGCUAGUUAUGUAUCCCAUUAUUAAUCUUCGGAAUCACAAGAUGGAUCUUCAUUGGUAUCUUAGGGCACUUGAGGAGGUGGUGAUUCGUGUUCUUUCAUCAACAUUUUCUAUUAAGGCUUCAAGGAUUGAGGGUUUAACGGGUGUUUGGGUUGUUGCUGAACAGUUGAGCACAUCUGUUCUAAGUUUGUCAGUUAUGCUUUCACAGUGUUCACCCCUCAAUGCCUUUCAACUGAAAUUUUACAGUCGGACAUCACAGGCAAAGGGAAGAUACAUAUGGUUGUCAUUUUUUACUUGUUAUUGCAUUGUGUAUCUUUUGCUCGAAACUGUAAAUGCAGGGAGCAAGUAGGUUUAUUAGACUGACUCUACUUAUAUUAGGCCGUCAAAUUAAGACAGCAAGCAAUCAUUAUGGUUUGUAAUUCUCUUAUCAAUAGUAACUUCAUAUCCAAAUGAGGGUCUUGACCUCAUGGGAAGGGUGAGAGUCUCAAACCAUGCACUUUCAUGUUGUUAGCUGCUUGGCAAUAUGAAGAUUUCACCAUUGUCCAAGACAACAGCCCUUGUAUCAAAAGUACCAACAUCAUUUGUUCUGAUCUAAUUUUUCUUAAGAGAAAUAACCUGACCUGCUGAUCAUUUGGCUAUUAAUUUUUGCUACAGGGAAUCAGAAAUUAGCUGCAAUUGGAGUAAGAGUAUCUCAGUGGAUAACAUACCAUGGGUUAGCACUUAAUGUCACCACAGACCUGACUCCCUUCAGCUGGAUAGUCCCAUGUGGAUUACAGGAUCGUCAGGUUGGAAGUAUU